This is a messenger RNA of Hemiscyllium ocellatum (epaulette shark), 1610 nucleotides long. RefSeq names its product sepiapterin reductase-like. Gene Ontology annotation, molecular function: sepiapterin reductase (NADP+) activity. The transcript has 3 exons. The coding region runs from base 1 to 804 and encodes 267 amino acids. NCBI's taxonomy places the organism in Eukaryota, Metazoa, Chordata, Chondrichthyes, Orectolobiformes, Hemiscylliidae. The record is from RefSeq and is a predicted model, not a curated record. Gene Ontology annotation, biological process: tetrahydrobiopterin biosynthetic process.
AUGGACGCAGGGCGGAGAGACGCGGCUGACCUGGGCAGGAGCCUGUGCAUCGUCACCGGAGCGUCCCGGGGGCUGGGCUGGGCGCUGUCCGUGGUGCUAGCCCCCCGGCUGAUGCCGGGCUCCCACCUGGUGCUGGUGGCCAGGUCCGGGGAGCGCCUGCGGCAGCUGGAGGCUCGGCUGCUGGAGGAGAGGGCUGGCCAAGUCCGCCUGAGCCGAGUUGAAGCAGACCUGAGCCGGGAAGAGGGUGUGCAGCGUGUCCUGGAGACGGUGACCAGCGCAGAGGGAGCCGCUCCGGACAGACUCCUGCUCAUUAACAACGCGGGUUCUCUGGGAGAUCUCUCGAAGUUUGUGAUAGACUUUACCCAACCCGCCGAGGUCUCCAAUUACAUGACACUCAACUUCACCUCGUGCGUGUGCCUCACCGCCUCCCUGCUGAAGGCUUUUCCCAAACGCGAGAACUUUCAUCGAACAGUGGUUAACAUCAGCUCGCUGUGUGCAGUGCAGCCUUUCAAAUCCUGGUCACUGUACUGCUCAGGAAAAGCUGCAAGGGAGAUGAUGUUCAGGGUGCUGGCAGCAGAAGAGCCUGAUGUGAGGGUUCUGAACUAUGCUCCAGGUCCCUUGGACACUGACAUGCAGAAGCAAGCUCGGUUAGAGACUGCCGACCCAGAACUCAGGCAAACAUUCCUCACCAUGCAUCAGCAAGGCCAGCUCAUCAAUUGUCAUGACUCUGCCCGAAAGCUGGUGAAUAUCCUCAUUCGAGAUGACUUUCCGUCUGGAGCCCACAUUGAUUACUAUGACCAAUAAAACCCCAGGAAUGUUCAUUGCUGGGAUGACUCACAUACACAAAGGCCAGUGUCAGAAAUUUUCUCCAAACAUGGACUCCAACACAGACUUUCUUGAUCUGUCUAGGCCAUUUCCACUAUCUCUUCUUGUUCCAAACCAGGCAAGAUACCUCUCGGCCUGUUCACAACUCAACAAGUGACAACACCUGCUGCCUGCAGGCUUUAGCAAUGAACCCUCUGCCUCGGGGAAAGGUGGUUGUGCCUAUAUGUAGCUUCCAGUCUCUUUACUGUACCCUGUUUUUGAUUGUGCCUACCUCUCAUCCCUCAACGGCUCCAACUAUGUGCCUCUCUGUCCAUUACUGUUGACAUUUCUUUCUCUCAAUGUAUACCACUCUCUGUCCCUCAUGUUUCUAUUAAUCUCUAUUGUUCUCAUCUCUCUCUCUCUCUCUGUCCCUUGUAUCUUUGUGACUCUAUAUUGCUCUCUCUAUCCCUUGUGUUUAUAUAAUUCUCUGCUGCACUCUCUCUCUCUGUCCCUCAUGUUUCUAUUAAUCUCUAUUGUUCUCUCUCUCUCUCUCUCUGCCCCUUGUAUCUCUGUGACUCCAUCUUGCUCUCUCUAUCCUUUAAGUUUCUCCACUGCUCUCUUCCUUUCUCUCUCCUUCUCUGUUCCUGUUCUCUUCUAAUGAGAUCAUUUUUGCCUUUGUUCUGUUUGAGUGUGUCUCUCUCAGGGAGGUGAUAAAUCGGCCAUGCCACUGUUUUGAAGAAUAGCCCACUGAUCUGGCCAAUACUUACCUCAAACAACUCUAAUAAAAUAAAUUAUCCUGAUCGUUA